Capsicum annuum is the source of this 1503-nucleotide messenger RNA. RefSeq lists its product as uncharacterized. Bases 203 to 1303 code for a protein of 366 amino acids. The record is from RefSeq and is a predicted model, not a curated record. The transcript has 8 exons. Gene Ontology annotation, molecular function: heme binding. NCBI's taxonomy places the organism in Eukaryota, Viridiplantae, Streptophyta, Magnoliopsida, Solanales, Solanaceae.
ACUCACGUGAAGCAAACAAGGAAACAUCGGAGCAAUUGCAGUUUUAGGACAAAUCUACAUUUGUCCCCUUUCGUACUUACCCUUCUAAUAAUAUAGUGUAAUAAUAUUAACGGCCAUCUUCCAUGGCAGUUGAUAAGUCAACUAUUGAUAUCUCCAACAACUUACUAAACAAUCUCUUCCCUCUUCUCAAAUACUCCACCAGAUGGAGCAAUCUUUGCUCCUCACACUCUUGUUACUAUCUACCACUGCGUUUCUUGGGUCUACCCGGAUCCGAUUGGUCGCUGCCCAUCAAGAAUCAGGCAACUGGCAUUGUGAAACCGACGAGGAAUCCCGAGUUUCUGCGGAGUACAGGCCUGGAUUGGUGACUCUGGAUGGACACGCUGAUGAUUGGGAGAAUAUUGAGGGGUUUGAGUUUUCUUUACUGCCUGCUCUUGACCCAGAUCAUGACCAUGAAUAUAAAGGAGGAAAGAUGACUGUUAAGGCUUUGCACGAUGGGAAAGAUGUAUACUUUUUGAUGCAAGUAGAUGGAGAAUAUGUCUACAACAAAGGAAAUGACAAGAAUUGCCCAUCUGUAGCACUUAUGUUUCAAGUUGGUGAGAGUGCCACAUAUCAUAGUAUGGGUGGGUGUAAGCAAUCACCUGAUGCAUGCAACAAAAAAACUUGUCGUGGGCACGAAGUCGAUAUCAUGCACUUCUCUAUUGGAAAUGCUAUUCCUGGCAGAUUGUAUGGUGGAAACCCAGUCGACAACAGAGAUGGUAAUGGGGGAGACAGAUUUGGUCAUCUAGUCGAUUUAUAUGCUUGGAGCCCACACUGUAUGAAUCUGGACGGGGUUAGUCCUAAAGAAAAUGAUACUUCUGCCCAGAAUGACUGGAGGGGUGCAUGGUGGCAUAGCAGUUUCACAACCCAUUCAGGUUAUUCAGAGGAAGACAGUCCUUAUUCAACAAAGGGUCAGAAGGGAACAUUCUAUUUUGAAUUUUCUAGGGCCCUGAGAACCAUGGAUCGUCUUCAGCAGGAUGUGCAAUUCACCAUCGGUCAGACAAGCAAGUUUUCAGCUGCACUUUGGUAUCCGGAGGAUGGAAAUCCAUGGCACGGAUCAGGACAUUAUACGAUUGGCUGUGAUUGGAUACCUCUAGAUGUUCCUCCAGGUUCAUCGGCAGGCAUCAAAGUGGUAUCAAGAAGCUCUUGGGAUGUUGCCAAUGGUUUUGCUUUUCUGUUAUCUGUUGUUUCAUUUGGUGUAUCCCUUUUUGUUGCUUAUUGGGUUCAUAAGAAAAAUGCCAUCUCUUUUCAACCCAUUGAUCUUUAGAUUCUUUGUUUUGAGUGCUUCUUCCCCCAUGUAUUCCUUUUUUUUUUCUUCUCCUCAUAAUACACAUUUUUAGGAUUGUCUUUACCUUUUUUAUUUGUAUGUAGAGGGAUGGUCAUGGGAUAUUCUUUUGUAAUAAGUGCAAUUUAAACUUUAGAGAAGAUGAUUACACGUUUUAAUAAUAUAUGUGAUAUGUGAUCUCA